Synchiropus splendidus (mandarinfish) is the source of this 1683-nucleotide messenger RNA. RefSeq lists its product as uncharacterized. NCBI's taxonomy places the organism in Eukaryota, Metazoa, Chordata, Actinopteri, Syngnathiformes, Callionymidae. The transcript has 4 exons. The record is from RefSeq and is a predicted model, not a curated record. The coding region runs from base 555 to 1673 and encodes 372 amino acids.
GGUGGGAGUAGUCCAGUCCAUCCCAGGACGCGCUGACCAUGUUGACCAUGUUUGCGUGAACCACCGUGAAGUAGGUGAGGCGCCGCGGGGCGAUGCGCAACACGCUCAGGUUGUUAUACAGCGCCGAGGCGCUGUUCUUGAUCUGAAUGCUCUUCUCUUUGUGAUACAUCGUGACGGUUUGUCAAUGUGUUAUAUGUCAAGCAUGAGGAUAACCAGUUGGUUAAAAUGUGCCGUUGCUCAUUUGGUCCAGCUUAUCUUGUAGCAUUAGCAACAUGCUAGGAGGCGAUAAACAGCUACAGAGGAGGACAAAAUACAGCGUCGCUGCAGUUAGUGGCUGACAGGAACUCGGACCAUGCAAACCGGUCAGUUUUAACAAGUUGUUACGUCGCUCAGAAGCGCCACUACCUGAAGUGAAGACUACCUUUAGCAACAAGGGACUCCGCGUCCUCCGGAACCAUAGAGACUACGUCUUCUUUGCGUGUGACGUCACUCGAGAGUUAGGUUGCGUGGCAACCGUUGGCUACACAGGAGGCAGACGUGAACACUCGCCAAAAAUGUCCCACUCACGCACCCGCUCCGCAGUUAAGUCUCAACCUGACCUGGGCGGACGCGGCUCCUCUGCUGACGUCAGCCCACCUGCACUUCCAGACCCAGGAGAUGAAUAUAUAAUUCCUGGGCGGAUGACCGUGAGGCAGUGGUCCAAUGCCUUACUCGAAGAGGAGGCCGAGGAUGUGGUCGGGGAGAUCAUGACUGAGUUACUGACUCUGGUCAUGGAUGGUUGUUUGAAGAGUGACCUUAAAAAACAGGUGGUUCCGUUUACAGUCAACUGGGCCAAGACCUAUCUAAUUCAGGUUCUCAGGCCGAAAUUCAUAUGCAGAGAAGAAAAGGAAGAAGCAGAAGAAUCAUCCAAAACUGAAGAUUCACAGUCAAUGCCACCGAUUCUUGACAACUGGGCUCAAGGCUGUUUUCCUAUUCUACAAAUAACACGUCCAUCCACGUCGAUUUCACUGCAGGCAGGGCAGCAUGGCCAAACCCCAGAGCCAAGACACCAAGGAACAAGAAUGGCACGGCUGAAAAAGUCUGCAAAGCAAACUGAAAAAGAAUCGGUUUCGUUCAGGCCGGAGAAAGGGGCGAUUCAAACGGCAAAACAGUCCUUUCUUCCUAAACUUGUCGAAAGCAAGCAGGCAUGGAGUCCACCCCAACCAAAAGAGAAAAAAGACCAAGAGAGAAACAAUCUAGGGAGAUCUGUCACCAGCCUGAAAACCCAAUUGUGUGGUCGGCAAAAGAGUCCAGCCAUUCCCAGACUCCACAUGUCCAACCUUCCGAAACACUGGAUUGUCCCUCAGUGUCAGAUUGUGGAUCAAAGCAACCUCACUGUGACUUUGAAGAAACCUGCCGGACACAUGAGAGUGAGUGAAAACCAAAAAGAAUCUUGGAAGAAUCAGAGUAGGUUGACAUCACACGUGCAAUAUGACGAUCAACCAGGAGAGAUUUUACUAAAAAAUGAAGCUGCUGUUUGGUCCGGGAAGUUGUCACCAUCUUGUCAGAAGAGAUCUGAGUUGAUAUCUGCCGAAACAGUGGACCUGGCCAGGCGCGUGUCGCUCAUGGCCCAUCAGACAGUGCGACUAAGCAGAGCCCAGUUUAACGCUUCGUCCCUUUCUGGCUUCAGUUGACAUGAAUUUA